This is a messenger RNA of Toxorhynchites rutilus septentrionalis, 699 nucleotides long. Its product is annotated as C-type lectin 37Da-like. Lineage: Eukaryota; Metazoa; Arthropoda; Insecta; Diptera; Culicidae. The transcript has 2 exons. The coding region runs from base 49 to 528 and encodes 159 amino acids. The record is from RefSeq and is a predicted model, not a curated record.
UACAAAAAGUCUAGUUGAUACCAAACUUUUCGCACAUCUUGCUCUACAAUGAUACGAAACGUUUGUAUCGUCUUACAGUUCUGCGCUCUGCUGAUUGGAGCCCAGCAAUUGCAUUGCUCUCCACAGAGCGCACAAAGCUAUCACAUAGCAAUGUAUCCGAGCAAUUGGCAUGAAGCGGUGGAAUACUGCAAUCGGUUGGGAUUACGGCUGGCCAUUGUUGACAACGCAGCCAAACACGAAGCGGUUGUUCAGGCAGCCCAAGCUACGGGCCUUCAAUCCAGUGGAUUCUUUGGUCUAUGGCUUGGCGCAAGCGAUCUGGCUAGGACUAAAACCUAUGUGUGGCAUAGCACCGGGGAGAGGUUAGUGUUCGGGAAGUGGAAACCUGGUGAGCCAACCGGUGGGAACGAACACUGUCUGAAUCUGUACUACUGGCCAGCCUUGGCGUUCAAUUGGACCUGGAAUGAUGCCCCGUGUGAUACCAAUCUGUACGCGAUCUGUGAGACGGAUGAGAAUCGUUGUUUCAGAUGAUCAACGCUGGCGUUGAAGACGGGUUGAGAGAAAGUGUGCAGUGGCUUUUACAACGGUAUUGUUCCUAAUGGCAAAUUAUUAUGGAUAUCAAGCGUAUACACAUAAAUUCGUUGCAUUAUAAAACGUUUUUCCUUCGUUUUCCCAAUGAAUAUAGGAUAUUUACGAGAAGAA